Molecule: messenger RNA, 924 nt
Organism: Helianthus annuus (common sunflower)
Lineage: Eukaryota; Viridiplantae; Streptophyta; Magnoliopsida; Asterales; Asteraceae
Product: caffeoyl-CoA O-methyltransferase 5
Exons: 5
Coding region: 18-749 (243 amino acids)
Molecular function (GO): S-adenosylmethionine-dependent methyltransferase activity; O-methyltransferase activity
Source: RefSeq, a predicted model, not a curated record
AAAGAAGAAACAAGAAAAUGGCAGUCAAUGGAGAGACUAAACCCAAGUCAACUCUUGGAGAGCCAGUGUGUCUUUUGCAGAGUGACGCCCUCUUACAGUAUAUUCUUGAAACCAGUGUGCAUCCAAGGGAACCGGAUUCACUAAAGGCGCUUAGAGAGGUCACCGCGACACAUCCAUGGAGUACUAUGUCAACAUCAGCCCAUGCAGGACAGUUUUUGAACAUGUUACUGAAACUAGUGAAUGCUAAGAACACUAUGGAGAUCGGUGUUUUCACCGGUUACUCUCUACUUGCUACCGCCCUUGCUCUUCCCGAUGAUGGGAAGAUUUUAGCCAUUGAUACAGACCGUGUAACCUAUGAAAUGGGACUUCCCAUCAUAGAGAAGGCUGGAGUCGCCCACAAAAUCGAGUUUAGAGAAGAUCUCGCGAUGCCUAUUCUUGAUCAGAUGAUUGCCGAUAAAAAAUAUCAUGGGACAUUUGAUUUCAUAUUUGUUGAUGCUGACAAGGACAACUACAUCAACUACCACAAACGCAUAAUAGAUUUGGUUAAGGUAGGUGGGUUGAUUGGUUACGAUAACACCUUGUGGCUUGGUUCUGUGGUCGCCCCACCAGAUGCACCAAUGAAACCGCAUGUUCAAUAUUACAAAGAUUUCGUAUUAGAGUUCAACAAAGCCUUAGCGGUUGAUUCAAGGAUUGAAAUAUGUAUGCUUCCCCUUGGUGAUGGAAUGACGCUUUGUCGUCGGAUCAACUGAAGGAAAACUCUUACGUAUAUUGUUAUAAAUGUAACCAAAAGUAUUGGAAGAUCGGGAUAAUGUGUGUCGGCCCGAGUUAUUUUUUUUUUUUUUGUGAAUUUCUAUAUUAUCAUGUCUAUGGUGUAACUAUUUAAUAAAAUGUAUUAUAACAUGGUCGCAAUCUAGCAUAUGUUAA